UUAAUUUCUAGGUAUCUUGGUAUUUGUUUGAUCUGGAAAAUGAUGCAACACAACUUGAUUAUAAUCCUUUAUGCCUAUUCCUUCGCCAUUGCUAAAUUCUCUAUUGGAUCAGACACUCUUUUUCCGAACCAAACUCUUGUUCUUGGACAGACAUUAAUUUCUUCGAACCAAAUGUUCGAGAUGGGAUUUUUCUCUCUCGGACAGUCCAAGAACAGAUUCAUGGGAAUAUGGUACAGAAACACGCCGGACGUCGUCGUUUGGGUCGCUAACCGGAACAAUCCGAUAGCCGAUUCAAAUGGCCUGCAACUAGCCAUAGCUAGACAAGGCUACAUAGUGAUAAGCAACAGUCGAGGAACCAUCUGGUCGACGAAUUCAUCAGGACAUGUGUUUAAUGCAAGUUUGCAGCUAAUGGAUACCGGGAACUUGGUUGUUCUUACAGGGGAAAAUCGCGAAAAUUUAUUCAAAAGGCAUGCUUGGCAGAGCUUCGAUUAUCCAACAGACACGAUCUUACCAGGACUGAAGUUUGUCGACGACAUUGAAGCCGGCGUAGAGAAGUAUUUAACAUCAUGGAAAACUUCGACAGAUCCUUCUCGAGGAGACAUCAUUGUAAAGAUCGAAAACAAAGGCUUGCCUGAUGUGGUGUUGUUGAAGAAGGGAAAAAAAAUGUAUCGAACCGGGACAUGGAAUGGGAUUUAUUUCGGUGGCGCGCCGCCAUUUCCUACUCCGCUUUUCAAGCUCGAAACAAUUUUCAGGCAAGAAAGACUGAUAUCCAUGUCUUUAGCUCAUGAGAAUUCGACUUUUGUAAGAAUAACAUUACAGAAGUCUGGUUUUAUUCAGCAUUUAGGAUUGAAUGCUCGAAAGGAUGAUUGGAUAAUCUUGAAUUCUAUUCCUCAAGAUCCUUGUGAUGAGUAUGGAAAAUGUGGUUCUUUCGGCAUGUGCACGACCGGCGCAGGAAUAAUAUGCGAAUGCCUAAAAGGUUAUGUCCCGAAACAUAAAAAAGAUUGGCUUUUACAAGAUUGGUCGGGAGGAUGCACUCGAACUUCGCCAAUGAACUGUGAUCAUAUCGAAAAACAUGGUUUUCUUGAGGUUAUGGGAGUCAAAUAUCCCGAUAUGUUGAGGUACCGAUUAAAUGUUAGUCUGAGCCUCGCCGAGUGCAGAUCAUUGUGCCUCAGAAACUGCAGCUGCACGGCAUAUGCUAAUCCGUACAUCACAAAUGGCGACAUCGGGUGCUUGAUGUGGUUCGAUGAACUUGUUGAUACUAGAUAUCUUCCAAGAAUUGAUUCGAAGCAAAAUAUCUAUAUACGGGUGCUUAAUACCGAGCUAGAAUCCAAAGCUACUUUAACUGAGGAGAAGAAGAACAUGGUGAUCUUGUUAAUAGUGAUAGCAAUUGUUUCUGGAGUUCUUGUCUCGUGCUUCAUCAAUGGAGGAAUACAUUAUUUGGCAAGACAAAUAAGGCAAGAAGGAAGGACCGAUGAGGAUCUUGAGCUGCCCUUGUACAAGUUUUCGACGAUAAUUUCUGCAACAAACAACUUCGCCGAAGAAAAUUUAAUCGGGGAAGGAGGUUUUGGUCAUGUGUAUAGGGGAAAAUUAUCCAUGGAAGAAGAAAUCGCUGUCAAAAGAUCGUCGAAAAAUUCGAGACAAGGUCUAGCAGAGUUCAAGAACGAAGUUAUGCUCAUCGCUAAACUUCAACAUCGAAAUCUUGUCAAGCUUUUGGGAUGUUGCAUCGAAAGGGAGGAACGGAUACUUGUUUAUGAAUAUUUGCCGAACAAGAGUCUCGACACUUUCAUUUUUGAUCAAAAUCGACGGAUACACUUGACAUGGCCUAAUCGAUUCAACAUAGCCAUGGGGAUCGCAAGAGGAUUGCUAUAUCUUCAUCAUGAUUCGAGAUUGAAAGUUAUUCAUCGAGAUCUCAAAACUAGCAACAUCUUACUAGAUGGAAAUUUGAAUCCAAAAAUCUCCGAUUUCGGUUUAGCAAGAACUUUCGAAGAGGAUCAAUCUACCUCGGAAACAAGAAGAGUUGUUGGAACAUAUGGUUACAUGUCUCCAGAAUAUGCAAUUGCCGGGAAAUUCUCAAUGAAGUCCGACAUCUUUAGCCUCGGCGUCGUACUGUUAGAGAUAGUGAGCGGAAGAAAGAAUCGAGAUUUCGACAACUGCUACCGCUACUACACCCUCUUGGAAUAUGCGUGGUUGCUAUGGAAAGAAAACCGAUCUCUCGAGCUGAUGGAUGACUGCCUAAACUCGACUUCUAUCGAAUCCCAAGUCAAGAGAUGUGUACAAGUUGGUUUAUUAUGUGUUCAAAAGUUUGCCGUAGAUAGACCGGACAUGAUAUCGGUAUGCUCCAUGUUAGCGUCCGAUGAGGCGAUACCGGUCGAGCCCAAGGAGCCGGGUUUUUGCGUCGAAACGAGGCCUACUUUAGUGAGAAGUUAUGCCUCAGCAAGUGUAAAUAUGGAGAAUGGAAGAAUGAGCAUUUCUGAUGUAGAGGCCAGAUGAAAUGAAUGGCCUCUACUGUUAUUCUUUUGUAGUUUGAUUUUAGUUUUUUUGUUUGGAUU
This is a messenger RNA of Andrographis paniculata, 2549 nucleotides long. Its product is annotated as G-type lectin S-receptor-like serine/threonine-protein kinase At4g27290. Gene Ontology annotation, molecular function: ATP binding; protein serine/threonine kinase activity. Bases 40 to 2490 code for a protein of 816 amino acids. Lineage: Eukaryota; Viridiplantae; Streptophyta; Magnoliopsida; Lamiales; Acanthaceae. The transcript is spliced from 8 exons. The record is from RefSeq and is a predicted model, not a curated record. Gene Ontology annotation, biological process: protein phosphorylation; recognition of pollen.